Molecule: messenger RNA, 792 nt
Organism: Papaver somniferum (opium poppy)
Lineage: Eukaryota; Viridiplantae; Streptophyta; Magnoliopsida; Ranunculales; Papaveraceae
Exons: 2
Coding region: 1-792 (263 amino acids)
Molecular function (GO): zinc ion binding; nucleic acid binding
Source: RefSeq, a predicted model, not a curated record
AUGUCUGAAACAUUAGCAAAUCAUUUGGUAGGAAAUUCUGAAGAUUGUUGCGAUUCUGGGAAAUCGAAUUUUAGGGUUCCAAACAUGGAUUUUCCACAAACUUCUGCAGAGGAUAGUGAUUCUCCUUCUCUCUUUAUCCCUGAUGCAAUUAUGGAUGAAUGUUUAGAUGAAUGUAAAGGUUUCUUUAUAAUUAAACUUGAUAAUAUGGAGGAUAUGAAUUAUAUCUGGAAAGGAUUUUGGAAAAUUGAAUCACAAAUUUUAAGCCUUAGAGCUUGGGAACCAAAUUUUAAUCCAGCAGCUCAAAAAACUACUUCUGCUUUUGUUUGGGUAAUUUUUCCUGGGUUGAGUAUUGAAUACUGGAAGGAAAAUAUUCUUAUGCAAAGGGGUAAAACACUAGGAAGACCUAUUAAGAUAGAUGAAAUUACUCUAAAAAAAGUUGUGGGUUAUUAUGCUUGUGUUUUAGUAGAAAUUGAUAUCUCUAAAUCCAUUACAAGUACAAUUUGGGUUAACUCAAAGUAUGGGAAAUUUGAACAAGCUAUUCAAAUACCAAAUAAACCUAAAUUUUGUAGUUACUGCAAAUCUUUAGGUCAUUUUGUUUCUGAGUGUAGAACAAAAAGAAAAGAGAAUUUUCAAGCUCCUUCUGAUGAUGGUUUUGUGUCUAAACCUAAAAAACAAUGGAAGCCAAAAAAGGUACCAACUCAACAAAUAGGUUUUGAUAUUUGUGGUAAGGAUUCACCCAUUGAACUCAACAGUAACAGAGAUUUGGUUAAUACUUCUUCUUCUUCAAGUUGA